Molecule: messenger RNA, 5713 nt
Organism: Thalassophryne amazonica
Lineage: Eukaryota; Metazoa; Chordata; Actinopteri; Batrachoidiformes; Batrachoididae
Gene: kif14
Product: kinesin family member 14
Exons: 29
Coding region: 230-5038 (1602 amino acids)
Biological process (GO): microtubule-based movement
Molecular function (GO): microtubule motor activity; microtubule binding; ATP binding
Source: RefSeq, a predicted model, not a curated record
AAGCGGGUGAAGGCGGAAGAGGAGAAAUCAAAACAUUCAAAUUCAUUUACAUUUGUCUUUUUUUCCCCUCUCUCAGGCUCGGAACAGACUUAUUUACCCGCCAGUGUAACGUCAGUGUAUCCGUUAUGUAAGUUGGUGACAGCAAAAAAAAAAAAAAAAUUCGAUAAACCUGAGUGUUAGGUGAAGCGUGAGCUUGUUUUUAACUUUAGUUGGUGACUAGCAUGCUAGCAUGUCGUUGUUUUCGGUACAAGCGAAGAAGCACACGGCUUACUACGAUAACCUUCUGUCGACAUCCAGAGAGCGAAAAGCAACAGAGAAAAUCGAAGUAACGCGGUGCGAGGAAGAACACAGCAAGUUAUCAGACAAAAGUAGAACAAUGAACAGGACUUACGUCAUCUCCGCGUUGUCAGAAAGCAUCGGGGGGCAGCAGACGUCGCAUCGGGCCCAGCUCACUUUGCAGAGGAGGUCAAAGAGGAAGACCGGAGCUGAAACCAUGGACAAUGUCGAAAAAACGCCAGCUGUGGAGAAAAGACUGAACUUGCAACGCAGAACCAGAACUCCAUCGACUGGUAAAAGUGCGUCCAGACAGCGAGGACUCAGUGGGACUGACAUGAACCCAACGUCAAAAGUCCCGAGUGAGGCAAACGGUAGGACGCCCACCGUAUUCCGAUCGGCAAGUUUAAAGGAACCUGUUAAUGCUGCCACUCAUGGGAGGUUUGUCCACAGCAAGACCCCCUCCUCCUCCUUCACAGUGAGACAAGCAGAGGACAAGGCCCAAACCUUUAAAACGCCCACCAGAAAGACUCCGUUUCAGAAAAUUGCUGCCAGGAGAGAUGUGUUUGAGAGGCUGGCUGGAAAAGAAGCCCCCAGUCCAGCGGCAGUCACAUCUGCAAAUUUAGAAAGGCACAAAGUCCGAGCGCAGGAGCUCAAUGUCCCGGGUCCUCGGGUCACCAAGGCCCCAGAAGAUGUGCACAAGUCUGUGCUGCAAGUGUCAAGUAUGCCCUCUGCAUUGAUAUCAAGCAAAAAGAUAGAUGUGACCCAAACCAGAUGUUCUGCAUCUCCACCGGUACCUUCAGAUCAGCCACAAACCAGUCCCAGUGAGAAUCUGAAGCAGCGUGAUUUCUUGAAGAUGGAGAACAGCGCAGUGACGGUGGCCGUCCGUGUCCGCCCUUUCGAUGUCAGGGAGAAGGCAGAGAAGGCGCUGCAGGUGGUCUUCAUGAAUGGCCAGGAGACUGUAGUCCAGCAUCCACACUCCAAACAGAGCCACUCCUUUGUCUACGACUUCUCCUAUUGCUCUGUUGAUGAGAAUGAGCACACCUUCGCCAGCCAGCAGACUGUGUAUGAAACUCUGGCCAAACCUUUGCUGCUGAGGGCAUUCGAAGGAUUCAAUACCUGCCUGUUUGCAUAUGGCCAAACAGGCUCUGGCAAGUCAUACACGAUGAUGGGCUUUGGAGAACAGGCUGGAGUGAUCCCAAGGUUCUGCCAGGAACUCUUUUCAAGGCUGGCAUCCAUGGAAAAUCAAGAGAUCAUCUGCCAUGUGGAGAUGAGCUAUUUCGAGGUGUAUAACGAGAAGAUUCAUGACCUGCUGGUGACCAGAGAUGAGCCAAACCAAAGAAGAAUGCCUCUAAGAGUGAGAGAACAUCCGGUCCAUGGUCCCUACGUUGCAGACCUCUCAUCGAAUAUAGUGAGCUCUUACAGGGAUAUUCAGGGUUGGUUGGAGCUGGGCAACAAGCAGAGAGCCACAGCUGCCACUGGAAUGAAUGACAAGAGCUCCAGAUCGCACUCCGUCUUCACCUUGAUUAUGACCCAGACUAAGACAGAAUUUGUGGAGGAAGAAGAACAUGACCACAGCAUCACCAGCAGGAUCAACCUUGUGGAUCUGGCAGGCAGUGAGCGCUGUAACAUUUCUCAGACCAGUGGAGAUCGGCUGAGGGAAGGUGCUAGCAUCAACAAGUCCCUGCUCACCCUUGGAAAGGUCAUCUCUGCCCUGUCGGAACAGGCACUGACCAGGACGAAGGUCUUCAUACCUUACAGAGAGUCUGUCCUCACAUGGUUAUUGAGAGAGAGCCUUGGUGGCAACUCUAAGACGGCCAUGAUUGCCACAUUGAGCCCUGCAGACAGCAGCGUAGAGGAAAGCCUGAGUACCCUGCGCUACGCCCAACAGGCUCGCAUGAUUAUCAAUGUGGCCAAGGUCAAUGAGGACACCAGUGCCAAGCUGAUCAGAGAGCUCAAGGCAGAGGUGGAAAAGCUGCGAGCAGCCCAGAUGAGCUCUCAGGGUAUCGAACCAGAGAGGGUCCGACUCUUCCAGCAGGAGAUCACCACUUUAAAGAAUAAACUCUACCAGCAAGAGAGAGAAAUGAUGGAGGCUAACCGGGCUUGGAGAGAGAAGCUUGAACAAGCAGAAAUACGCAAACGUGAAGAGACCAAAGAGUUGCAGAAAGCAGGUAUCACAUUCAAAGUGGACAACCGUCUUCCAAACCUGGUGAACCUAAACGAGGACCCACAGCUUUCUGAGAUGCUUCUCUACAUGAUCAAGGAAGGUCGAACCACAGUAGGCAAAUUCAAGUCUAAGGGCUCUCAUGACGUCCAGCUGACAGGAGUCCUCAUUGCUGACCAGCACUGUGUUAUAUCCAACAUCAAGGGCGUUGUUAACAUAAUCCCCAUGGAAAACGCCAAGACGUUUGUGAAUGGAAACAUUAUCUCUGAAUCCACUGUACUGCACCAUGGUGACAGGGUGAUUUUGGGUGGAGACCACUACUUCCGAUUCAACCAUCCGGCAGAGGUGCAGUCUGGGAAGCGGGUGUCUUGCUGGACAGGUUCAGGCAAUGGUCAGAAAGACUUUGAAUUUGCCAAGAAUGAGAUGCUUGCUGCUCAAAGAGCACAGCUAGAGGCAGAGAUUGAAGAAGCCCACAUGAAGGCAAAAGAGGAAAUGAUGCAUGGGAUCCAGAUGGUUAAAGAUCUGGCACAGAAGGAGCUAUGUGAACAGAAGACACUUUAUGAGGACAGGAUCCGAGCCCUGGAACAAGAGCUGAAUGAGGAGAACGAGAGGAAGCGUCUGCAGGAGCUUGACCAGCAGAGGGUGGCCAGCCAGAUGGCUGAGCUGAAGGUGGCCAAGAUGGAGCUGGAGCUUGAAGUGGACACCCACAAGAAACGCCUCCAGCUGCACAUGGAGGCCCAGGCAAUGGAGGAACGCCGUGUCUGUCAAGCGAAAAUUGUAGAGGCCUUAGAGGCAGAGAAGAAGAAGAUCAGCAAACAGCUGGAGGAGAUGCAGAAAAAGAAGGCUUUAAGGGAAAACGACAUUUCCAGAAAUGCCUCUCCACAGUGGGAUGCCAUGAAGCUGUCCUUGAUGAUUGAGGAAGCCAAUAAGAUCAGUGCGAAUCUAAGGAAAAAUACGGUCUUCAGCAGACAUGAAAGCCCCGAUGAGGAGAACCUUGCACGAGGAGGUGCACAACAGGUGCGGGUUCGAAAUACCAAGCUGGGGAUCUCCACGUUCUGGAGCUUGAACAAGUUUCAGAACAACAUCGCUGCCAUGAGGGAACUUGAGCAGGGGGAUUCCAACACUAAAGAUGAUGUGUUUUAUGACCCUGAUGAUGAGUGGGAACAAGAUAUAUCGGCUUCUUCUGCUUCCACCGCCUCCUUCUCACGGCGACGGAGCAGAAGCCUGUUGAAGAGCAGGAGAAUCUCAGGUCGUCUUUAUGAGAUUAGGGUCCAUCCCAUUCAGAGCCUCCACAACAGCUCUUCACAAUCUGGUGGUUUGAUGGGUGUAGCUGCACCACACUCCACCAGUUUGUGUACCACCGACACAGCCCUGCCCGGUAUCUGCAAAGAACUGAUUGGUCAGUCAGUGGCCCGUCUCCGUGGUUGUAGUGUGACAGAUGAGAGCGUGGCGGACAGGUUGGCCUCGAAUUUGUACCUGGUAUACACUGCAAUACAGGCCAUAUCAGAGCAGUACGACAGCCUGGACGAUGACAGCCAGGAGAACGUGUUUGUGUGUAAUUUGGUGGCUCAGACUCAUCUGGUCAAGGCUACGACAGCCAUAGAGAGUGCUGUGUUUGUUACCAUGCAGUGGUUGGCUAGUGUUAAAGCUUCAUCCUCACUGUAUACCAUCGCUGACGAACUCAAGAGCCAAGUCAAAAAGAUGGCAGGAUUCUUUCAGCUCCUCAUUCAGGGAUGUGAAUCUGAAAUUACAUCAAUGGUGACAGAGGCUAAGAAGAAGAGUAGUCAGUGCCUAAAUUCAACAGUGGCUACACUUGGCCACCUGGCUGCAUUGACUAACACACCGCUGCAACAUUCUUUGGAGCUGGGUGCCACAGGCAAGCCACCAAUAUUGGUACCUCUGCUGAAGGGGUUCAAUAAAGGAGUCCUGUGUCUUUUGGAGGAGGGUCUAGCAGUCACCAGGGAAAUGUUGAGAGAUGCUCAGCUGGCCUAUCCCAGAAACCCAGUUCUACAGAGCAUAAAAUCCAAGAUGCUUGAUUUAGCACUUGCUCUGCAGCGCUACAUGCAGUGCCACAUUCCAAGAGACUCUGAUUUAUCAUCAUUGGAGGAGGAGGAGCAACAAGAGGAGUCAUUGGCUUCCCAUUUGCAGAGACUCAGGAAUACAGUGACCAAGUUGUUCCAGUUGAACCAGGCCAUCAGACAGUUGCACUCCUCAUUGUCCACUGUGGUGCAAGGUAAAGGCAAAGAUUGUGAUCUCAGCGGCGUCAGAGAGCCGAUUACCUCCUCUGUUCAGGCUGCUGAUGAUCUGGUUACUGAUGUCUCCGAGGAAGGUGUGUUGACUUUGGCUGCAUCCUCUAACCUUCAGCAUCACAAUGUCAUGGCUGCACGAGACGAGCUCCACAUUGCGCUGCAGUCCCUGUCUUCUGCCUGGAGCCAGGAGGGGCCAGGAGAGGGCAGAGGCUCUGCCGGUUCUGACAGGAGCACCGAUAACGCAACCAAAGAGAGUGGUGCCCCCUACGGCACUUUGACAGACAGGGUUGGGAGUAAGAUUGUGUGUAAGACUCUUCCUGCAGGUAUGCUGUCUAGUCCACACUGGGUGUGAUACAUGUUUACGCAUUUAACUUUAGAAAGUAUUUACUGUAUCUGGCUACACACACACAUUUUGAUGUGGUCUUCCUGGUGUCAUAAUGUGUGAGAUGAGAGGGGUUUUUUUUUGUACACUUGUAGUUGUGUGGCAUCACAUUCUGUUAACAUUUCAUUAAUGUCACAGCCACUUUCAUAUAUAUAAAAAAAAAAAACUAAAAUUAAAUAUCUGCUGUGUUCAUUGAAAUCAAUCAAUCAAUCAAUCAAUCAAUUUUUUAUAUAGCGCCAAAUCACAACAAACAGUUGCCCCAAGGCGCUUAAAAUGGUAAUCUGUACAUUUUAAGGGUCAAUUUUUAAAUAUUAAAUUAAAAUAAUAAGAGGAAGCACUCCAUUCAGUUUACUUUCUACUUCUAAAUUGUUGCAAGAUUUUUAUUUAUUUUGUUUGGUCACUUCUGAAGUCAUAUGUGGUGUUAAGAAUGUGUUUGAUUUUAUGUCUUUUUUUCUGAUCCUUUGAAAGAGUUGCUGAGAUAUCAGUCACAGAUUGUAGAGUUUUACCACAAACAUUAUUGUGGUGUACACACAAUCACAGACGAGGAAAAUGUUCAGUUCCGCUCGAUCAGACCUCCCUUGAUGAACUAUAACUUUUCAGCAGUGUUGAGUGAAUGAAUUAAACUUGUAUUUUCAGACAUUUUUA